Plectropomus leopardus (leopard coralgrouper) is the source of this 1979-nucleotide messenger RNA. Lineage: Eukaryota; Metazoa; Chordata; Actinopteri; Perciformes; Serranidae. The record is from RefSeq and is a predicted model, not a curated record.
GUCGGGUUUGACAGCAUCGGAGGUCUGUCGGGUCACAUCUCAGCUCUGAAGGAGAUGGUCGUCUUCCCACUUCUCUACCCCGAGGUUUUUGACAACUUCAAGAUUCAGCCUCCCAGAGGCUGUCUGUUUUACGGACCUCCUGGGACGGGGAAAACACUCGUUGCCCGGGCGCUGGCCAACGAGUGUAGCCAUGGCAACAGGAAGGUGGCCUUCUUCAUGAGGAAGGGAGCCGACUGCCUCAGCAAGUGGGUGGGCGAGUCGGAGCGGCAGCUGCGGCUGCUGUUUGAGCAGGCGUAUCAGAUGCGUCCGUCCAUCAUCUUCUUUGACGAGAUCGACGGCCUGGCUCCGGUCCGAUCCAGCAGACAGGACCAGAUCCACAGCUCCAUCGUGUCCACGCUCCUGGCUCUGAUGGACGGCUUGGACAGCCGAGGAGAGGUCGUGGUAAUCGGAGCAACAAACCGCCUGGACUCCAUCGACCCGGCUCUACGGCGGCCCGGACGCUUCGACCGGGAGUUCCUCUUCGGACUGCCCGACAGAGAGUCUCGUAAGGAGAUUCUGAAAAUCCACACCCGGCUGUGGAAACCUCGUCCGUCUGAGGACUUCCUGGAGGAGCUGGCUGACAAAUGUGUCGGUUACUGCGGCGCUGACAUCCGGGCGGUGUGCACCGAGGCCGCCCUGUGCGCCCUGCGGCGCCGCUACCCGCAGAUCUACGGCACCUCGCAGAAGCUCCUGCUGGACGUCUCCUCCAUCGCCGUCAGCAGCUGCGACUUUGUGGCGGCCAUGAGGAAGAUGUCCCCGGCCUUUCACCGCUCCGCCGCUACACCCGCAAAACCGCUGUCAGUCGUGGCGCAGCCGCUGCUGGGCGCCGCGCUGCGCGACGUCCUGGACGCGCUGCAGAGGCUGUUCCCUCACGCCGAGCAGGGCAUGAAGAGGAAGAGGGAGCCGGAUCUGACCUCUGGUAUCCUUGACGACGGCCUGAUGUACGGAGCAGACGAAGGCUCCAGCACAGCCAGCAUCUCCAAACCGUCCUCCUCCAAGAGCAGAAACUUCCUGCACUUCGCCAGGAGUGCGGUCAAACACCCGACGUCUCACCGUCCCAGAAUGCUCCUGGCCGGUCGUCCCGGCGCCGGUCAAACCUCCCACCUGGCUCCCGCUCUCCUGCACGCUCUGGAGCGCUUCACCGUCCACAGCCUGGACUCUGCCGUGCUGUUUGGAGUCAGCAGCACGUCCCCGGAGGAAGCCUGCGCCCAGGUAUUCUGCGAGGCACGGCGGACGUCUCCCAGCAUCCUCUACAUGCCGCACAUCCAGCAGUGGUGGGACACCGCGGGGUCCUCGCUGAGAGCCUCCUUCCUCAGCCUGCUGGACAGCAUCCCCUCGCUCUCCCCCAUCCUCCUCCUCGCCACCUGCAGCGCCCCCCAUCAGGAUCUGGACCCCGAGAUUCAGUCUCUGUUUCGGGAGGAGUACGGGGAGGUUUACACCAUCAGCGUUCCCAGUCGGCAGGAGAGGACCGAAUUCUUCCAGGACCUCAUUCUGAACCAGGCGGCCGAAGCUCCGCCCUCCAAGAACAAAGCGCUGACUCAGGCCGUGGAGAUCCUCCCCCUGGCUCCCCCGCCUCCCCCCCGCCAGCUGCCGGAGCAGGACCGCCUCCACCUGGAGGAGCAGGAGGAGGACGUGAUGCGGGAGCUCCGCCUCUUCCUGCGUAACGUCACCGAGCGCCUGACUCUGGACCGACGCUUCAAGACCUUCACCAAGCCGGUCGACACAGAGGAGGUCCCGGACUACAUGCUGGUGGUCAAGAAGCCGAUGGACCUCUCCACGCUGAUGACCAACAUCGACAAGCAGCGGUACAUCACGGUCGCCGAGUUCAUGUCAGACGCAGACCUCAUCUGGCAGAACGCCCUCACAUACAACCCGGACAGCGACCCCAUGGGUGAGCGCCGAGCGCCGCACCGUGUCCCGAAGGCCCCAAAUCAUUUACA